This is a messenger RNA of Dermatophagoides farinae (American house dust mite), 1985 nucleotides long. The record is from RefSeq and is a predicted model, not a curated record. Lineage: Eukaryota; Metazoa; Arthropoda; Arachnida; Sarcoptiformes; Pyroglyphidae.
CGAUCAAUUGAUUGAUUCUUUGAAUGAUGAUAAUGAUUAAUUUACGAAUAAAUUUAAUUCAAUUUUUCUAAUUCAAAUUUGCAAAUAUAUAUCAUGUAUGUAUUAGAAUGAAAUUUCGAAUGAAAAUCAAAAGAAAAAUUCUGUCACUUACCUUAUCGAAAUUAAUACGACAACCACCACAAUGAAACAAAAUUCCAAUACGAUUACGACAAAUUUAUUAGAUUCAAAUAUUCAACAACAACGCUAUCGUCCAUAUCUGAUGAACGACAAAAGAAUGAUGUUAUCAUCACGAAUAUCAUCGAAUAAUCGUCACCGAGGAAAUUAUUCCAGUGCCCAACGCUCAUCAUCAUCGAUUAGAAUGGCAACGAAUACAACAACAAAUUUAAUGGCCAUAAAUCAACAACAACAACAACAAUUUAAUCAAACAAAUUUUGUCCAAAAUAAUAAUAACAAACAACCACAACAACAACAACAACAACAAAUCAUACGAACAAAUCGUCAACAAAGACGACAAACCCAGCAAAUGCCCACCACCACCAUCAACACAUCAUCAACUGGUUAUCAACAACGACAUUUGAAUCGACAGACAAAAUUUCAUGUACAGAAUAAUCUUGUCAACAUUUUUCAAACAUAUUGUUCAGAAGUGAAAGAAUUAAAAGACUUUUUCGAAAUGAAAUUUGCCAAACUACACUCAAUGGAAACAAAGAUUAAUAAUCUUCUGCAAUUCAUCAUUGAUGAUGAUGAUGAUGAUGAUGGAUCGAUUGAUGGUAAUGGUGAAAUGAAUAAUGAUGAAACAAUAAUUACGGAUUUUGAUAAAGAUAUUUUAGAUCUUGAUGAACACGCACAAACAAUAACAAUGAAUGGUGAUAAUCAAAUCUAUUGUAUCGAUAAUGAUGAUUCAAUGUAUAAUGUAACAACGUUUCAUCGUCAUAAUCAAAAAGAUCAAUCAACUAUAAUAGGUAUUAAUAAUCAUCGAAAAAUUAUUAAUCAAAAUGAUAAUGAUGAUGGUGAACAGAAUAUUUCAAAUAAUAAUAAUAUGUUUGAACCGAUAAUCGACAUACAAAUCAAAGAUGAUGACGAUGAUGAUGAAUCUAAUCAUCAAGAACAAUCGAUUGUUUCAAUAAUAGAUAAUGGAUCUACGAUUCAUUCGUCUACAUCUCAUUCCACAAUAUCAACACCGGUAUCUGUGCCAAUAACAAUAAAAACGAUUCCAUAUCAAAAAAGUGACACGAAUUCGUUGACAAUAUUAACAUCACCUACAUCAUCAUCAUUAAAUCAACGGCAAUCAAUGAUGGUAAAUAAUUUGGAACCAAGUGAUAGUGGGGAAAACAGCACUACAACAACAACAACAACAACAAGGACGACGGCUUUAUCAACACCAGCCACAACGUCGUCAUCAUCAUCAAGAAAAAUAACUCAUAAUGUACAUUCGAAAAAUGAAUUUAUGCAAAUGAUUGAACGAUUUAAAGAAGAAAAAACAUUGAUACGUGAACGUAUAUCAUCGAAUGUAUUCAUGUUACGACGAUCACCGGAUAAUUCUAUUGUUGGUUAUCAAUGUUCAAUCGAUGAUUGUACAUAUAUGCAUUUUCUACGAGCACAGGUUAAUCGCCAUUUCAAGAAUUUUCAUUCCAAAACAUGUUAUCAUUGUAAUCAACGUUUUAAGAAACCAUAUGAAUUAUCAUUACAUUUGAAAGAAUUAGAAAUGGAUCCAAAUCACGUACGAUAUUCACAACAGUUGACAUCAAUAUCAUCGCAGGCGCCAUCAUCAUCUUCUUCAUUAUUAACAUCAGCUGAUGAGACAAUGGAAAAUAUUUCUGGAUACGAAACUUCGGAUUCUAUUCCAAUUCAACCAAUAACAACAACGACAACAACAACGGAAAGGAUAACAGAACUUUAGGAAAUUGCCAUAGAAUGAUUUUGCGAAUGAUUUAUGAUGAUAAAUUGUUGUUUUUAUUAUGAUGAUGAAAAUAAUAAGCAAAAUUAUG